Molecule: messenger RNA, 1516 nt
Organism: Brassica napus (rape)
Lineage: Eukaryota; Viridiplantae; Streptophyta; Magnoliopsida; Brassicales; Brassicaceae
Product: transcription factor BEE 3
Exons: 5
Coding region: 402-1310 (302 amino acids)
Biological process (GO): regulation of DNA-templated transcription
Cellular component (GO): nucleus
Molecular function (GO): DNA-binding transcription factor activity; protein dimerization activity
Source: RefSeq, a predicted model, not a curated record
UUUGGUCAGAAUUUUUUCCGUCGGAAUUUUGUCAGAAAUAUGUCCGUCGGAUUUCGUCGGAAAUUCGUCAGAAAUUUCGACGAAAUUCUGACGAAAUUUUUAUUUCCGACGAGUGAUAACCGACAACUGUUUUUGUCAGAAAUUUGUCGGAAAUAGCUUAUUCCGACGGAUUUCUGACGGAUUUCCGACGAAAUCGUCCGUAGGAAACUAGCUGUUUUUUUGUAGUGAGUGGCCCACCUUUUGAUUUUCUUAUUGUCUUUUCUUUUUUGUCUUUGCAGUUAAAAAACAAAAAUGGGAAACCAGUACUGUCUAUAUAUAAACAGAAUUUACUCGAUCGAAAACAGCCACUCUCCAUCUUCAAUAAAUAAUAUAUGUAUAUUUUAAAAAUAUAGAAAUCAAUUAUGGCGAAUCUCUCUUCUGAUUUUCAGACAUUCGCAAUGGAUGAUCCCAUAACUCAACUUGCAGAACUCAACAACACGCUUAACCACUUUCAGACAAUGUUCGCUUCACCUUUCUCUUCUUCUCUCGACUCUCUUUUCUUUCAUUACCAACAACACCAACAAUUUCCGGAACAUUUCCCCGGAAAAUCUCCCGAAAACAAUGGUUUUCAUCAAGGGAUUUUACUCCCUAAUUAUAAUACUCACAACAACGACGAUUCUUCUUCAGGAAUGGAUACCAAGAAGAGAAAAACAUUAAUGGAGUCCGUAUCUACGUCGGAGAACAGUGUCUCUGAUCAAACUUUAUCUACCUCUUCUGCUCAAGUUUCGACUAAUGGAACUAAAAAUAGUUCUUUAAGAAGAGGGAAAAGGUCGAAGAACAGAGAAGAAGAGAAAGAGAGAGUAGUUGUUCAUGUUAGCGCCAAAAGGGGUCAAGCCACUGAUAGCCACAGCUUAGCAGAGCGGGUAAAAAUUGAUUAUCUAAUCAAGUAUAUUUAUGAAUUCAAUAUGUUGUUAAUGUUAAAUUGUAUGAUUAAUGAAAAAUAUGAAUACAAAGAUUUUCAUAUUGAAUUUCAGGUUAGACGAGGGAAAAUCAACGAGAGAUUGAAAUGCCUGAAAGAUAUAGUGCCCGGAUGUUAUAAGGCAAUGGGAAUGGCUACGAUGCUGGACGAGAUAAUUAAUUAUGUCCAGUCGUUACAAAAUCAAAUUGAGUUUUUAUCUAUGAAGCUUACGGCAGCAAGUUCGUAUUAUGACUUUAACUCGGAGGCUGAUGCUGUUGAUUCCAUGCAGAAGGCAAAGGCACGUGAGGCAGUGGAAAUGGGGCAAGGGAGGGAUGGGAGCAGUGUCUUCCAUUCAUCAUCAUGGACCCUUUGACUUUUGUUUUUUCCUCUCUUUCUAAUAUGCUCCUAUUUAAAUAAAAAUACUUAAAAGAUUGAUUUCAAUAAUUUGGAUACCAAAGGAUGAUAUACUGUGUAAUGUCGACAUUACAAAUUUAUUAAUGCCUAGAGAUUGCAAUUCAAAUAAUGAUAUGUGUAUACUAUUAGUUUUCAAAUAAUGAUAUGUGUAUACUGUUAGUUUUU